AAACAACAAUAUUUAAAAUUACCAACUAUGGUUAUGUUACCAUCUAAAACAGCUAAUCAACAAUUUUUAUUACGUAUUCUUAAAAUAAUAAUACAAUUACGUGAAGCAACGAAAAAAGAACAAAUCAAUGCUCAAACACAUUUUGAAAAUGAACUUCAUUCAUUAACACGUCGUCUUGCUACAUUACGUCAAUCAUUACGUUCUCAAAUUCCAUCUUAUAAUAAUAAUCAACAAAAUGAUAUUCUUCAAUCAAUCGAUGAUUUAUCAAAUCGUUUAGAACAAAUGCGUGCCCGUUUACAAGCCGUUUUAAAUUCGAAUACAAUUGAACAACGUCAACAUUUAUUUUCUCAAUGUGAAACAAUAAAUAAUACUCAAGAUAUUUACUGUUUAAUUCGACAAUUUGAAUCAUAA
Molecule: messenger RNA, 411 nt
Organism: Rotaria sp. Silwood2
Lineage: Eukaryota; Metazoa; Rotifera; Eurotatoria; Philodinida; Philodinidae
Source: the annotation of a GenBank genome assembly